CCGUCAUCUGUCAUUGUGAUAAACUCUGUGUGUCGCAUUUCUUAUUAUUUUUAGUCCAAUUUAUCUCUACUGAAAGGGUAAAAAUAUUGUGCGUAAAAAAUGUCUGCACAUUUGUCUGCGAUAGAUCUUCUUAAAUUAGGAGAUGAAGAUAGGAAAAAACCCUUUUUAAACCAAAUUUGGCCAUAUGUUAUUGGAGUUCCUUUUGGAAUUGGGUCGGGAAUUAUGAUGAAUUUUGGCACAAGACGACCAAUAUUUAGCGGCAUUCAAAAACACAUCCUUGGAGUGGCCGGUUGGUGUGCGCUUUUAAAUUACGUGCAAAACAAAAGAAAUGAAUAUUUUGCUGAAAAGGACGCAGUCUAUCGCCACUACGUUGAGUUACAUCCCGAAGAUUUCCCUAUUCCAGAGAGAAAAAAACUAGCGGAUGUUUUUGAACCCUGGGUUCCAAUCAGGUAAAUGUUAGAUUAUAUGAAAUAUAAAAUUGAAGUUUCAGCAAAUGCUUAACUUAUAUGUUCACUGGCAAUGUAAACAUGUUAUUAGUCAAUAAAGUCUAGAUAAUAUUCUAUGGA
Messenger RNA from Papilio xuthus (Asian swallowtail), 566 nucleotides. Lineage: Eukaryota; Metazoa; Arthropoda; Insecta; Lepidoptera; Papilionidae. The record is from RefSeq and is a predicted model, not a curated record.